Molecule: messenger RNA, 4254 nt
Organism: Spinacia oleracea (spinach)
Lineage: Eukaryota; Viridiplantae; Streptophyta; Magnoliopsida; Caryophyllales; Amaranthaceae
Exons: 2
Coding region: 1-4254 (1417 amino acids)
Biological process (GO): telomere maintenance; DNA repair
Molecular function (GO): DNA helicase activity
Source: RefSeq, a predicted model, not a curated record
AUGAAGUCAAUCCCUAACCCUUAUGUUCGCUCUGUAAAACCAGAGGUCCCUCUGGCAGUUAUUGGUGAGGCCAUUCCCCAUGAACCAUUGGCAUUGCCUCUGCCUGAAUAUUGCCCUAAAUGCAACGCAAAGAAGUUUGCGUAUGAGUCCUUGCAUUUCUGUUGCGGCAAUGGGGAGGUUGAGGUAGCUUCCAAUGCCUAUCCUCCUGAACUUGUUCGGCUAUUCACUUCACAGGAUGAAGAUGCCCAGCAUUUUAGGAAAUACGCACGACUAUAUAACAAUUUGUUUGCAUUUAGUUCACUUGGAGGGGCGAUUGAUGCCCAAACUCAGAAAGGGAUCUAUGUGUUUAAACUUCAUGGCCAAAUUUAUCACCACGUCCCUGAUUUGCUACCUGGUAAUGACAACCCUAAAUAUUUGCAGCUUUAUUUUUAUGAUUCCCAACAUGAAGCUGAGAACCGAUUAGGAUGUUUCCCAGAAUUACGCGAAGAUGUUAUCAACAUCCUAAUGAAUGUUACCCAAAGAAAUCCUUGCGCUAGAUUUUUUCGGUCUUUGAAAGAGAUGGAAAUUAGGGAGGACACCCAUGUAGUACUUAAUAAGAACACAGUGCCUGACCAACGUGUGUAUAACGCUCCUACAUCUGAUGAGGUUGCUGGCAUAUGGCCUGAAGCCACCUCAUCGAGUGAAUCUAGCAGCCCACAUAUUGUAGUUUCUGGGAAGUCUAAUGAGUCUCAUAGGGUUAUGCAUUUUUACGGUUGCUAUGACCCUCUUCAAUAUCCACUAUUGUUUCCGUGUGGGGACUGUGGUUGGAACCAGGGGCUCAUGAAGAUGUCCACUGGUGGAAGACAUCAACUACGAACCCAACAAGACCCGGUCGUGUCUUGUGCUGUGCAAACUGCUGAGGAGCUCUUGUCCGAGGAAGCUAUACGUGCCACUGGAGCUCAUACCAAGGCAGACAAACAUAUCUCAGCAAGAGAAUACUAUGCAUAUAAACUCCAAAGUCGGCCACAAAAUCUUCUCCUCAGAGCUGGCCGUUGUUUUCAGCAAUAUAUCGUGGAUAUGUACGUGAAAGUUGAAAACACUCGCCUUGAUUUUUUCCGGAGGAACCAGGCUACUAUACGGGCAGACCUCUACCAAGGUAUCCUGGACACCGUAGAAAGUGGGGAAACAAAUGCAGCGAAUGUGGGGCAUCGUGUUGUGCUACCCCCUACUUUCAUUGGCGGGCCUCGGGAUCUAAAAAAAAGGUACUUGAAUGCAAUGGCGCUGGUGCAGCGGUAUGGGAAGCCAGAUUUGUUUGUCACAAUGACAUGCAAUCCUAAUUGGCCUGAAAUAAAACAAGAAUUGGCCACUGGAGAAGAAGCGCAAAACCGGCCUGAUCUGGUUUCGAGGAUAUUCAGGGCCAAGUUGCUAGCUCUUAAGAAGCAGAUAAUGGAGAAACACGUGUUUGGGAAGGUUGCUGCAAUGAUUUACGUCGUUGAGUUUCAAAAACGGGGCCUUCCUCAUGCACAUUUCUUGAUCAUUCUAAAACCUGAAUUCAAAAUCAAAACUCCUGCUGAUUACGACAAGUUUGUAUGUGCUGAAAUUCCCUCUGUGGACAACCCUGGACUCAGAAAAAUCAUCCUCAAGCAUAUGAUGCACGGCCCUUGUGGUCACUUGAACCCUCAAUGCCCUUGCAUGAAACAUAAGAGCCAUAAAAACAAAUGUAAAAGCGGGUAUCCAAAACAGUUCUGCCCUGAAACGACAAACAAUAAAGAUGGGUUCCCUUUGUACAGGCGAAGGGACACCGGUGAUGCAGUUUCUAUCCGUAAGGCAAACCUUGAUAAUAGGUGGGUUAUCCCGUAUAAUCCAUACCUAUCAUCUCUGUUUGACUGUCAUGUAAAUGUUGAGGUUUGUUCAACCAUCCAGGCAGUUAAGUACCUCUACAAAUAUGUGUACAAGGGCCAUGAUAUGAUCUCUUUCAAUGUUGUGCAACCUGGUGAGCAGAGGGAUGUUGACGAGAUAGACCAGUUCCAAUCUGGUAGGUGGGUUUCUCCUUGCGAGGUUGCGUGGAGGAUCUUUGGGUUUGAUUUGUAUGAGAUGCAUCCGGCCGUCCUUCCACUCCAGGUCCACCUACCUAACAUGCACACAGUUCAGAUAAGGCCCCAUGAACGGCUUGAUGCUGUUGUUGCAGCUGACAGACAUUCCCGGACUUCUUUGACUGAAUUUUUUAAGGCAAACGCUGCAACCCCAGAUGGCACAGGGUGCCUGUACAGCCGUUUUACAGAAAGGUAUAGAUGGGAUAGUGCUGCAAAACAGUGGUUCUUGAGGAAAAACAAAACUAUUGUUGUCGGUCGGUUAGCUUUUGUUAGUCCGUCUGAAGGAGAGCGUUACUUCCUGAGGUUAUUGCUCGUUCACGUCCCUGGCCCUAAGUCAUUCGAAGAUCUAUUAACAGUUGCUGGGUAUAGAUGCGCAACUUUUCAAGAAGCAGCCCUUAAACACAACUUGCUUGUUGAAGAUGAAUCAGUUGAUCUUUGCUUAGCUGAAGCGUGUGCCGUACAGAUGCCUGGUGCUCUGCGUAGUCUCUUUGCCACUGUCCUCAUUUUCUGCCAACCGAGUAACCUCAGUGCGCUCUGGCUAAAGUACUAUGCUGCACCGUCAGAGGAUUUCAGCCAUCAAUUUCCAGAUUCUGAGGCUAAGAUCAAGCAACUCACAGCUAGUUCAGUUGAGCAAUCCUUGGAAGAAAUGGGGAAAUCGCUCAAGACUUUUGGCCUGGACCACUUGCUUGAGCCUACUGAUGAUGAAAUUGCAAGAACACGAGAUAUAAUUGAUGCCCUCGAUGCACCAAUUCCUGACCACUGCAUCCGCUGUCGUGAAAGUCUCAACCCGGCACAACAAGAAGCAUUCACCUGCAUCAUUGACCAUGUUAAACAAAAGAAACCUGGUGCAUUCUUUAUAGAUGGCCCAGGCGGAACAGGGAAAACCUUCUUUUACAAUGCCCUGUACGCAGAGAUACGUCUCAUGGGCUUGAUCGUGCUUCCAACUGCUACAUCAGGCAUAGCUGCAGCCAACAUACCAUCCGGAAGAACAGCACAUUCUAGGUUUAAGAUUCCUAUAGAUACUGAAGCUUCACUAGCCUGCGAUGUGCCCAAACAAGGUAGCCUAGCUGCAUUGAUAAAGGAAACAACGCUCAUCAUAUGGGAUGAGGCUUCAAUGGCCAGGAAAGAAAACGUUGAGUCUCUAGAUUUACUACUUAGAGAUUUGUGUGAUGAAAACCAACUCUUCGGAGGUAAGCUUGUUGUUUUUGGGGGAGAUUUCCGUCAAGUUCUUCCUGUCCUUCCCCACAGAACACAACGAGAAGCAGUUGGUGUGAGCUUGGUCAGUUCUGUACUGUGGCCUAAGUUAACAAAGUUCCGUCUCACAGAAAACAUACGGGCCCGAGAAGAUCCCCAGUUUUCAGCAUUCUUGCUUGCUUUGGGAAAUGGAGAACUACAGACUGCUGAAAAUAACUACGUACAGUUACCAAGUGAAGUGCUAAAGCCUUUGGAGGAUGGCAGGGACCCAAUAACAGACCUGACCUCACUUACAUUUCCCGAGUUAGACCUUCGCAACUUUAGCUCAGACAUAUUUACAACAAGAGCAAUACUCACUCCAAUGAAUGAUGAUGUUGAUUCCAUAAACACGGAGCUGAUAAAGAAAUUCCCAGGGCAACCAGUUAUGUAUAAAAGCUUUGACAUGGUGCUUGAUGAUAAUUGCAAUGUCUAUCCGACAGAAUUCAUCAACACAUUGUGUCCUGGUGGGAUGAGCCCUCAUGAGCUCGUCCUAAAGGAGGGCAGUCCAGUUAUUUUGCUUCGGAAUAUUUUGCCAUCGUCCGGCUUGUGCAAUGGUACACGACUAAUCUGCAAGGGGCUUUCCCCCAACCUCAUUGAGUGUGUUAUUAUAACUGGCCACCACAAAGGGAAGCAUGUCUUCAUACCACGUGUAAAACAAAGGCCUUCACCCUCCUCUAAAUAUCCAAUUUUCUUUCAAAGGAAACAGUUCCUUGUGAAACUCAGCUUCGCAAUGACAAUUAAUAAAUCUCAAGGCCAAACAUUAAGUCAGGUGGCUAUUUACCUGCCCCGCCCAUGUUUUUCACAUGGCCAGUUGUAUGUGGCCUUGUCCCGUGCAAGGCAAGCACGCCAGGUGACUGUCAUUUCACCUGAUACUUCACAACGGCUAGCUGGAACACACGUUGAGAAUGUCAUAUCUUAUGAGGUCCUGCAGAUGGCUGGAAUUAUCUAG